CCGCCAGCAAACCCGAGCGGCCGCCUCCCGCUCCCGCGCCAGGUCUGCGUCGCGAGCGGUAUUUUUAUCCGUGCGUGAAUAACCCUGCUCCUCCUCCUUUUCUUCCUCCUCCUCGCCGCUCGCAGCCCGCCCGCAAGCGGGUAGCCUAGCACGCACUGCAGCCCGAGACCCCGAGCCGCGAACCCCCCACGCCAUGGAUCCCAAGGACCGCAAGAAGAUCCAGUUCUCGGUGCCUGCACCCCCUAGCCAGCUCGACCCCCGCCAGGUGGAGAUGAUCCGGCGCCGAAGACCCACCCCUGCCAUGCUGUUUCGAGUCUCAGAGCACUCCUCCCCAGAGGAGGAGGCCAACCCCCACCAGAGAGCAGCAGGAGAGGGGCACCACAAGUCGAAGAGAGCCAAUCCCUGUGCCUACACACCCCCCUCGCUGAAAGCUGUGCAGCGCAUUGCCGAGUCUCACCUGCACUCCAUCAGCAACCUGGGUGAGAACCAGGCCUCGGAGGAGGAGGAUGAGCUGGGGGAGCUGCGGGAGCUGGGCUACCCACGAGAAGAGGAUGAGGAGGAGGAGGAGGAUGAGGAAGAAGAGGAGGAAGAAGAGGACAGCCAGGCUGAAGUCCUGAAAGGCGGCAGAGGGUCUGCUGGGCAGAAGAUAACCUGCGGCCAGGGUCUGGAGGGGCCCUGGGAACGCCCACCCCCUCUGGAUGAGCCCCAGAGAGACGGACACUCGGAGGAGCAAGUGGAAGAUCCAGUCCUAGGCGGUGAGGCUGGGGAAUGGGAGCCUCAGGGGCCUGCUCCUGCUGAGCCUGGCACAUAGACACCCAUUCCUGCAUCUUCCAGAAGAAAGUGGAGGGGACAUUGCUGCUCCCCAAGAAAUCCACUGGGCCCCCACCCUGUUGGUACCCUUGCCCCUGUCCUGCUAGUCCUGCAGCUGCUAACUUCUAGGAGACUAAGGCUGAUCUGUGCUUGCCCACUGUGUGUUUGCCCACUUUUGGCCGAUGCCUAGAGAAUCCCUCCUGGGCACUUGCUGCCUGAUGCUGACCCUUUGCCAGUCCUUCCUCCAUUCUCCCAGGGGGCGGUGGGAUGUGAGAGCUCCCCCACUGGACAAGCGGGGUCACCGGGAACAAGGACUUGCCUCUCACAGUUCCCCAUUCCUGGGUCCAGGAGACCAACAGGGCAGGACCCUCAGAUCUGGGGAAAGGAGGUGCCUGCGGGUGCCCUUCGAUCCUUUUCCUUCCUUUCUCCCAAGGGAAGGGGCGGGCACGUUGGGAGCCCCAUCCCCCAUCCUCCCAGCAGGGCCCAGAAUUCAGGAACCAAUCACAGCCUCUGUAUUUUGGAAACCUAUCCCGCUCACCCCUGCUCCCACUGGGUGUUUGGAAGAGGGACUGGCAGAAGCUGCUUGCUGCUGUCGUGUUGUGCUUCUAUGCCAGGAAUGCCGCUUGGUAUCUGUCCUUGAGGGGGUGCGCGGCCGCGGGGAGCCAGGUCCCGCCAGCCGCUCCGUCCCCUCCGUCCAGGAGUCCGGGCUUGGACCCCCCUGCCCCGGCUGUAAUAAAUCUUUGUAAAUAA
This is a messenger RNA of Ochotona curzoniae (black-lipped pika), 1560 nucleotides long. RefSeq names its product protein phosphatase 1 regulatory inhibitor subunit 1B (gene PPP1R1B). The transcript is spliced from 7 exons. Gene Ontology annotation, cellular component: cytoplasm. Gene Ontology annotation, biological process: intracellular signal transduction. The record is from RefSeq and is a predicted model, not a curated record. Lineage: Eukaryota; Metazoa; Chordata; Mammalia; Lagomorpha; Ochotonidae. Gene Ontology annotation, molecular function: protein phosphatase inhibitor activity. Bases 194 to 811 code for a protein of 205 amino acids.